AUUAGUGAUCCCUUAAUAAAGGUUAUACCACCAUAUCGUCAUCGGGAGCAAUCUUCGUCUUGCUCUUCAACAACCAGUGGCGGUGGCCAACAGUUUUCACCACAUUUCAGUACAGCAUUUAACGGGAAUUUGUCAAAUUCAGACGGAUUUAUCAACAGACGCUUAUCAUUGAACGCAUCUCCUCUUAAUAGUGGUUUGUACACAAAUAGCCAAUUAAAUUCGGUGGCAUCUUUACCUACUGCCUCAGCGCAGAGAUCUACAACAGCAUCUUCAGUUUCCGUAUCGGAUGGGAGUGGAUUGCGUGACGGUGGGAAUAUGUUGGUCGAUCCUCUUCAUCGCACCGCGUUGCCACAGACAUCUGUGGAUAGGGCGAUGAUGAGUGCGAUGAUGUCACAGCCAGUUGUUGGUCAAACAGUGCUAGAUGGAACAUGUGGUUCACCAAUCUCAAGUGGCAGGUCAUCUGCAGUACAAGAUUCAUCACCACCCGUUGCGUCGAAUCUAUCUGCUUUGAAAAUUGAUCAAACAGCAAAUGCUGAUAUGCAUGUAACUUCAGCAGCUGUAGUACCUUUGCCAUCAAAUAUGAAUGCAGUAUUAAGCGGCACUGCACCAAAAGACGACUUAAAGCCACUAUUAGGUGACAGUGCACUUAAUAAUGAGAAUAUUUCUGCUUUGGCCUCGAGUCAGUCAUCAGUGUCACCUGUUUAUAAUUCUGUAGAUGGUAAAACAGCUUCAUCAGUCCAGCGUGCAGUUAAACGACCAAGAACGAGUCAAACAACUGACAAGGCUAAGAAGCCACGCAAUAAUAUUAGAGCAAAUAAGUCUAUGAAAACUUUGCUCGAAUCGGUUGGUCCGUUGGUUUCGGAAACCGUAACUGAUUUUCAAAGGGAACGGGUUAAUGAGCGUGAUGCAGCAGCUGCUGCCGCAGCUUCUACUAGCACGACACACACCGAAACGCCUUCAACGUCUGGAGAAAACGCGUCUAAUUGUAUUCGGUCUCCAGAUAACUUUCAAGCGGGUUCUUGUGGCUUAAUAGGAGCUAGUGUAAAAGUGAGCUCUGUUGAGUCGACUUCUGCUCCUGCCAACGCAGCAGCAGCUUGUUUACCGUCAACGUCGGCUGCUAGUACCGAUGUUACUAAGUUAUGUGGUGCUCCCUUGUUAAGGACAGUGCCAAAAGGUUUAUCCAGUCCAGAGGUAACACAGGCGAGUUCUUCUGUCGAUCGCCACCAUGUUUCAACAUCGGCCCCUUCAACUUCACUCGGGCUGGGUGGAGUUGGUGGCAUUCAACAUGGGCCAUUGCCGCAAACUUUGGAGGAGUUGUUGGAGAGGCAGUGGGAACAAGGGUCUCAUUUCAUGAUGGCUCAUGCUCCUUUUGAUGUUGCGCAACUUCUGUCGUGUCUUCAUGAGCUGAAGAAGGAAAAUGUGCGAUUAGAAGGAGAGUUGAAUGGAUUGGUUCGGAGACGAGAUCAUUUAUUAGCUGUAAACGCUCAGCUGUCAUUGAGGUUGGGGCAAGGUUCAACGGCUUCUACGAACAGCCCCAACAACUCUCCUCGAGUAAACGGAACGGCAACAGCAGCAGCAGCGUUAACAGCUUCUCAGUUACCUGUUUCGUCAAUACCACCGUCUGCAAGCGCUCUCCCUUCACCAGCAAAUGUUGCAGCUCUGGCAUUAUUUACAAAUUCUCCGUCUACUGCACCAGCGAGUGCACGAGUAGUUGGAACUCCAAAUUCUCAGCAUACCGCAUCAACAGCUUAUGCACCACCAGUAGACGAUUCCUUAAACAAACUGAGAACUUUGACAGCAAGCAGUGGUUUGCCAGUGGUUUCACGGAAUACAGCGACAGUUUCGACGGCUCAGUUACCAACAGCAUCUGUAGCAGCAGUGGUAGGACGGCCAGCUAGCCGUCAAACUUCAGCUAAUGUUCAACAGCAGGCUGCAAUAAGUGCAAGUUUACCACAGUCGUCAUUGGCAGGAUUUUCACAAAACAGGAUACCAUCAACAGCAUCUGCCAAUUCAAUCGCUCCACAUGCAUCAACACCAUCAUCGUUAUCCGGUAGCUACACAGUGACAACUCCAAAGUCAAGUAUGGUUACUGCUAAUGAUAUGGUAGUUGCCAGUAGUACAGCUGCAACGAUUUCACCGGAAAGGCAGUUGGCUGCUGCAGUUGCUGCUCUCAGUAAUCCGUUGAACGGAAAUUUCCUUGCGCCACGAGCGCCCAAUCCGUUGAAUACUCCUGGUGUUACAGCAACUGCAACUAAUAAUCCGUUAGGACAGUUUCCAUCGCAGGAGAUUCUUGCACAGUAUGCGCUUUUACAUCAUCAAUUAAUGCAACAACAAGCCGCUGCGACUGCUGCAGCACUUCGCUACGGCGGAAUUGUUAUGUCUGGUAGUUCGACGCCACCAACAUCAAGUGCGAAUACGCAAGCAACAACUGGACAUGCGGCAGGAAAAUAA
This is a messenger RNA of Enterobius vermicularis (human pinworm), 2451 nucleotides long. Lineage: Eukaryota; Metazoa; Nematoda; Chromadorea; Rhabditida; Oxyuridae. The record is from the annotation of a GenBank genome assembly.